This is a messenger RNA of Suillus bovinus, 1055 nucleotides long. RefSeq lists its product as uncharacterized. Lineage: Eukaryota; Fungi; Basidiomycota; Agaricomycetes; Boletales; Suillaceae. The coding region runs from base 1 to 864 and encodes 287 amino acids. The record is from RefSeq and is a predicted model, not a curated record. The transcript is spliced from 6 exons.
AUGUGGAACAAGUCGAAUCCUCAACGCAAGUUCGUCCAGCUAAUAUUCGAUACGACAAGCAAGUAUCCCAACUGGGACCCACCCUCGGAGAUUUUGGUUGGGUCAUACGGAAGGAUUGACAAAGCCACGGGCAACUUUUUACCUCAAGGUUCCGUCUACUCCAACGAAUUCCAGUCGUAUCUCCGCGAUGUGGGUAUCGACCCCGAGUCUGACGAGCAUCUACCCAGAGACUGUCCGGAAGAGUCUGAAUUCAUGAUUUGGUCGACGAACGUUAAAAGAUUCGACUUAAACAUUGAAUCUCACGCAGGUGUGCCUGGGAUUGCCACAGCCGGUAUCAAAGGAACAUGGAAGGUCAAAAAAGGAACUACUGGCGCUGUCUUGCUCAUGGAUAAACCUCGCAUGAAAAUCAUUGCUUCAGAAGUCCUUAGGAAGCUCUCAAGCGUUAAACUCCUUCAGUCAAUGCAUCUCGUUGCCAAGGUCUUUUAUUGUCCUUCCUACACCUUGCACCUCUCAGAUAAAAGUGCAGGCGGAGAUAAUAUCAGCAUCGCUCUUCUAGCUUCCGCCCCCGUUGUAGCCCCCGUGGUCACUGCUGGUGCAAAGACUGAGAUGAAAUGGUGGAGUGACGCACAAGCUGGGUUGACACGCAGCGGAAGCAGGCCGGAGCAUUGCUUUACUCCUUUGUAUGAACUUCUGCAUGUCACGCUUCCCAACAAAAAGCGGGCAUCAUCAUCCACCGACGAAAAUUUAUGGGUUGCCCCUCCCCUCCCGUGGCAGCCUCUCGAUGAGGAUGGUGAAGAGGUGCCGGUGUACAUCAACGAUAACACGGAUUCUAGUGAUUCUGAGGGAGAUUCAGAUCUCGAGUAACGUACUCCCAAUGAAUAAUUGUUGGCAACGACACCCAAGUACCAACCGGCCUGCUUUCUAUGGUAGAUAUAAACGAUUUUGUGCUGUGACUAUGACGAGCUUGCAUCGUAUCUGUAGCAUCAACUCCCUGGUACCAUUUCAUUACCAUCUGGAACUCAACAAGGGUCUACCCCCACAAUUUUAACGAUAUC